AUCCGAUCUAGACAGAUCGACCACGAUGCAGCACGAGGGACACUGAAAAACACGUUAAACGCGAUUCCUUCCUGUUCGGCCGGGGUGUAUCAGGGGAAGACGACUCCACCUCUGGAGGCGGAGCAAUGGAGUCCGGCGAGCUCCUGCGCCGACCCGGGCCGUCCGCCGGCUCCAAAUCCGACGUCCGGGGCGGCUGGUGCGCGGCGUUCUACCUCGUUGUGGUCGCGUUCUUGGAGCGCCUCGGGUUCUACGGCGUGCAGGGUAACCUGAUCAUGUACCUGACCGGCCCGCUCGGCAUGCCCACGGCGGCCGCGGCCGCCGGCGUGAACGCGUGGGCCGGCACCGUGCAGGUGCUGCCGCUUGUCGGCGCGCUCGCCGCCGACUCGCGCCUCGGGCGGUACCGCGCUGUCCUGGCCGCCGGCGUGCUCUAUCUGCUGAGCUUGGGGAUGCUGACGGCCUCCUCCGCGCUGCAAGCAGCGCAGCCUCACUCUGCGAGCUCGCCACCGUCGACUUCUCCUGCGCACCUCACCUUCAUCUACGUCGCGCUCUACCUCCUGGCGCUGGCGCAGGGCUUCCACAGGCCGUGCGCGGAAGCCCUCGGCGCGGACCAGUUCGCGCUGAGCGACGGCGGCGACCCCAGCUCGCCCGCGUCGCGGAGCUCCUACUUCAACUGGUUCCACUUCUCCAUCUCGUGGGGCUACGCCACGUCCACGACGGCGCUGAGCUACGUGGAGGACAACGCCGGCUGGACCGCCGGGUUCGGCGCGUGCUGGGCCGUGAUGGUGCUCAGCCUAGCCGUCUUCUUGCUCGGCGCACGGACGUAUCGUGCUGAGGAACCCGUCGACGGCAGCCGAUUCGUCGAGACCGUGCGCGCAUGGGCCGCGAGGUUCUUCCACCGCAAGGAUGCCGCUGGCACCGAACGACUUCUAGAUCGACAACCCGAGGAGGGUGAAGGAGUCGUCUUGAAGCUGCUCCCAAUAUGGUUGGGUGCCAUGGUCUACGCGGCCGUCACUUCGCAGGUCUACACUCUGUUCACCAAGCAGGGCAGCACGCUGGACCGGCGCCUCGGCACGGGGCUUGUCGUGCCACCCGCGGCGCUCCAGUGCCUGGUCAGCUUCACCUUCAUCGCCAUGCUCCCGGUGUACGAUCGGGUCUUCGUGCCCCUGGCGAGGCGCGUCACCGGGCACCCCGCCGGCGUCACCACGCUCCAGCGGAUAGGCGCUGGCAUGGCCAUGUCCUGCGCCGCCAUGGCCGUCGCGGCGCUCGUCGAAGGCAGGCGGCUCCGCGUGGUCACGGCCGCGGGCCUGGUGGAUAGGCCGGACGUGGCCGUGCCAAUGAGCCUGUGGUGGGUGGCGCCUCAGUACGUUCUGAUGGGCCUGGCGAUGGCACUGGCCGACGUCGGCCUGGAGGAGUUCUUCUACGACCAGGUACCCGACGCGGUCCGCAGCAUCGGCCUCGCGCUGUGCCUGAGCGCCAUGGGCGCGGGGAGCUACUCCAGCGGCAUGCUCGUGUCGGCGGUCGACUGGGCGACCAGGGGCAGCGGGGAGAGCUGGAUCUCCGACAACCUCAACCGAGCGCACCUCGACUACUUCUACUGGCUCCUGGCAGGGCUCGCCGCUCUAGACGUCGCCGUCUUUUUGUAUUUUUCAAAGCGGUUUGUGUACAGGAGCAAAGGCGAGCAGCGACUUGUAACAGACGGGAAACGGAGCCGUCUGCGCUCGCGUCGCCGCCCCAAUCCAGCGCUCGCGUUGCCCGCGUCCGGCCGCCACCUGGACGCAGCCGCGAGCCAGCUGGGAGGCCGUCGGGAUGCCGCCGCGAGUGGGGUGGCCGCCGGGACGCGCCUUGGUGAGCACCAUGGCCGUCUGGGUGAGCACGUCCUUGUGCUCGUGCACCGCCGUGAGGCGGAGGUGCGGCGGGCCCUCGGGACGCGCGGCCAGAAGGUGGAGGGGCUCGAGCCACUGGGUGGCGUCGGCGCCGCCAAGGCCGACGACGUGCACGAUCUUCUCCGACUCCAUAGCCUACAGGAUGGACUAGUUGGCGGCGGCGGCGGCUGCGAGGCGGAGGAACAGGCAGAGGUCGAGGAAGUGGCAGCGCGCGGCGGUGAGCUCGGCUGCGGUGGGCGCGGUGCCGGGCAGGAGCAGCGCCCGGCAGAGGCCCGGCCACGCCCGGAGCGCGCGGCGCGACAGGGCCUCCGCGAAGGCGGCCACGACGCGUUGCCUGGUGUCGCCGUCGGGGCGGCGAGCGAGGCGAUGAGUGCAAGCAGAAGCAGGCACCAGCACCAGCGUGGAGGAAGGGUGCCUCGUCGCCGUCGCCGCUGCGGUCGCCGCGUGGCGUCCUCCCCGCGAAGCAGCCAGCUUGCCGGCCGGCACGAGCAACCGGCAGCGCCCCUUCCGCGGCGGGCGGCGGCAGGGCCUCCCACGGCACGCCCCUCCUCGCGGUGCGGCCGGCCGGCGCGAGCAACCGGCGGAGUCCCUUCCACGCCAGCGGCCCUGUCUACCGGCGGCCAGGCGCGGAGGCAGCCUCUCGCGGCAGGCCCGGGCCGUCCCGGCGACCUCCCAGCUGGCUCGCGGCUGCGUCCCGCCGGCGGCCCGACGCGGGCACCGCGAGCGCGCGGGAUUGGGGGCGGCGACGCGAGCGCAGACGGCUCCGUCUCCCUUCUGUUAGCGCUGAUGGAGAAUAUUUGCCUGCGCGUGGGCCCAACGAAGGGAGUCCCUUGGAUUCGUUUUAGAGGGUUGAGAUGCAGGCUAUGUUACAUUGUGACAUGCCAACCCUAUCUCCCCCAAUCUGAGUGCAUCGGAGGACAGGAGCCACCGGCGACGACUGGCGAGAGACCACUCAUCAUGGACGCCGCGGUGGAGGCCCUUCUGCCGCAGCCGGCGGCUGCCCUGGACCACCUUGCCCGGCCGGCCUCCCACCUCACCACCGGCCGGUGGCCCGCCGCCUUCUUCAUCAUCGGGGUGGAGAUCUCGGAGCGGUUCGCGUUCUCCGGCAUCUCGGGGAACCUGAUCACCUACCUCACCGGCCCGCUCGGGCAGUCCACGGCGUCGGCCGCCGCGGCCAUCAACGCCUGGAGCGGCGCCGCGCUCAUGCUGCCGCUGCUCGGCGCCACCGUCGCCGACUCAUGGCUCGGCCGGUACCGCGCUAUCAUCAGCGCCUCCCUCGUCUACAUUCUGGGACUGGGGAUGCUCACCCUAUCAUCAUUUUUUGUGCCACAACAACCGUCAGAAUUUGAAGACAAUGUGGAUUCUUCAGUAUCCUGGAUGGGUAUUCAUUUAGCUUUCUUCUAUGUGUCACUUUACGUGGUGGCUUGUGCUCAAGGUGGCCACAAACCAUGUGUCCAAGCAUUUGGGGCUGACCAAUUUGAUGAGAAUGAUCCUGAAGAAUGUGCCUCAAGGAGCUCCUUCUUCAAUUGGUGGUACUUUGGGACUUAUGGAUCCAAUAUUGCCACACUUUCAAUCUUGAAUUACAUUCAAGAUAACAUAAGCUGGCAGUUUGGGUUCGGAAUCCCAUGCAUUGCCAUGGCUGUUUCUCUUACAAUUUUCUGGCUUGGUACAAAGAAGUAUCGCUUCUAUCCUCCAACGAAUAGCAGAGGGCUAUUUGGAUAUAUUGGUAAAUCACUUCUUGCAUGGAUCCGAUGCUGGUGUGCAUCAUGGUCUCCAAAAUCAUCUGCUGAUUCUCACUGUGCAACAACAUCAUCAUCCAAGGGAGACAAGUACAAAGCAGAAACCAGUUUUUUUUCUGACAAUGCUGUGGCAGUGCUUAGAUUGCUCCCAGUAGGGGCAACCUGCCUGAUCUAUGCAGUUGUCUUUGCCCAAUGGAUGACACUCUUCACUAAGCAAGCAAGUACACUAGAUAGGUGGAUAGGUACCAUACAGGUACCAGCUGCUACCCUUCAAAGCUUUAUCAGUGUGUCAAUCAUCGUCUUUGUUCCUAUAUAUGACCGCAUCCUCAUUCCGCUAGCUAAGAAAUACUCGAAUAACACUUGUGGUAUCACGACAUUGCAACGAAUAGGAAUUGGGUUGGUUAUUUCUGUGAUCCUGAUGAUUGUUGCAGCUCUUGUGGAGAUGAGAAGGCUCCGGAUAGCAAGAGACUAUGGCCUAGUGGACAAACCUGAGGCCACAAUCCCUAUGAGCGUCUGGUGGGUUGUCCCUCAAUUCAUUCUGUCUGGCUUAGCAGACGUGUUCACAAUGGUGGGCUUGCAAGAAUUCUUCUAUGAUCAAGUACCAGAUGGUUUGCGCAGUUUGGGCCUUGCUUUAUACCUGAGCAUAUUUGGAAUUGGGAGCUUCAUCAGUAGCUUUCUUGUGUACGCAAUCGACAAGAUGACCAGUAGGGAAGGAGACGGUUGGUUCUCUAACAAUCUAAACCGAGGGCAUCUUGACUACUUCUAUUGGCUUUUGGCUGUGCUCGAUGUUUUUGGGUUGGCUGCGUACCUGUACUUUUCACGAGUGUAUGCCCAUAAGAAAAAGGAGCUGGGGCUUUAGUACAGUGAUUGUCUACAAAUACCCAUUUGGAAUAAAAUAUGCCUGAGCAACGCUUGUGGAUGCAUCUCGGUCGUCAUGGCAGGUUUCUGUGGAAGUUCUUCAAAGGCGCAGGCUGGAAGAUGGUUUGCAACUUAUCAUUGGUGAAUACAGAUGUCGUACAGUGUCAACAAUACAAAUGUUUUACAGUGCUAUCGGCAUAGAUGUUGUACAACUUACUCUUUUCCCUGUGCAAUCUCUGUUUUGAGCUGAAUUCGGUAUGCUCAAGCAGUGAAGCUACAUGAUGCAAUGACUGGUUGCGAAAUGCCAGCUUUCUCCGAACUUGUGCAAAAAUCUUGAAAGCUAUAGAAUGAUCUUGGAAUUGCUAUGCGCAAA
Panicum virgatum (switchgrass) is the source of this 4853-nucleotide messenger RNA. RefSeq lists its product as uncharacterized. Gene Ontology annotation, molecular function: tripeptide transmembrane transporter activity; dipeptide transmembrane transporter activity. Bases 126 to 4481 code for a protein of 1451 amino acids. Lineage: Eukaryota; Viridiplantae; Streptophyta; Magnoliopsida; Poales; Poaceae. Gene Ontology annotation, biological process: dipeptide transport; transmembrane transport. Gene Ontology annotation, cellular component: membrane. The record is from RefSeq and is a predicted model, not a curated record. The transcript has 9 exons.